AGAGAAAACGCGUGGCAAAGUGUUGCUGACCGUCUGAAUGUUGUCCUUCCCUGGCCACAGAAGACUCUGUGACAUCAAAGAGGAGUUCUAUAGGAUUGCAGGUUUCCCCAAUGUCACUGGUGCACUGGACUGCACACACCUCAGCAUAAAAUCCCCGCCAGGGGCCCAUGAGGUGGAUUUUGUGAAUAGGAAAUCAUUUCACAGCAUUAAUGUUCAGAUGGUCUGCAAUGCUGACUGUCUGAUCAACAGACAUGGACUGAGCCAGGCAAAAUGGCCUGGCUCAGUCCAUGACUCCAGAGUCUUUGGGACCUCUGAAACCUGUCAGCGCCUAUCACAAGGAAACAGGGGAUCUGCCUGCCAGCCUUUUCUCCUGACACCAUUCACAGACCCCCAGGAGGCACCGCAGGCCUACAACCAUGCCAAUGCCAGGACCAGGCCCAGAGUUGAGAUGGCCUUUGGCCUCCUGAAGGCACGCUUUCAGUGUCUUUACUGUCCUCCACAAUGUGGCCUGCCUGAGGAAGGAGAGGGCCCCCAGAGGGCCCCCAGAGGGCCCCCAGAGGGCCCCCAGCCAUGGACUGGGACAAUCCUGCAAUCUUCCCUGAUGACGACGUGGUCGGAUGAGUCACUGUGA
Centropristis striata (black sea bass) is the source of this 631-nucleotide messenger RNA. RefSeq names its product putative nuclease HARBI1. The transcript has 6 exons. The record is from RefSeq and is a predicted model, not a curated record. NCBI's taxonomy places the organism in Eukaryota, Metazoa, Chordata, Actinopteri, Perciformes, Serranidae. Bases 38 to 631 code for a protein of 197 amino acids.